AUGGAUGAGGCGCCAAAUGCAUCAGGAGGUUUCCUCCGUACUUCUCUUCCCUCUCCCUCCCCUAGCAAUGCCUCAAUCAGCUCAACGUCAUCGAACCUCCCUCAACCACGGGCUCACCCUCUACGCCCCGGCUCAGCGAAAGAAGAUGCGGCGCGGCGAUAUGUCGAAGGCAGGUUACUUCACAUAUCAAGACGGUAUACCAAGAAGUUCCAAGAACCGCUUGAAGGCGAGGAGGUGCAUGGAUACGAGAGCAUGAGUGAUGCUGCUAAAGAUUUGGGUGAAGUCAUUGAUAUUUUGUGGCUUUCGGGUACACCUAGUUUACAAGUUCCAUAUCUCCUGAAUGUUGCUUUAAUGGUUACUACAUAUCUCACAGCAUUUCCGCCUGCGCCUUCAGCAACGUUCAAGCUACUACGAAAGCUAGAUCAUAGUUUUAGCAGCUUAUUGAAAGGAGCAGACAGUGUAACAGGAGACCCUUUACCGUGGGUUCAGGCUGGCAAGAAAGCCGGGAUGAGCAAGACCGAUAUGAUCAGGUGCAAGAGCUUGGUUGAGUCCACAAGGGUUCUAGUUGUCGAAGUCAUGAGCAACCCCCAGCCACCGGGAAUGGGGUUUCCAGAAGAAAGUGGCGUCGAUACUACUGAUGCCGGCAGUGGUGGUGAUGCCAGUGGUGCUUGGACUGAUGAGGAGGACAAGCAUGAUAUGGAUGUUGCAAGGGUCUAUGAGAGGACUAUCGUGCAGUUGAAUGAGGUCCUAGUCAGUGAAACGGCAUUUCAUACUGGCUCUGGCCAAAGUUGA
This is a messenger RNA of Venustampulla echinocandica, 792 nucleotides long. RefSeq lists its product as uncharacterized. The record is from RefSeq and is a predicted model, not a curated record. NCBI's taxonomy places the organism in Eukaryota, Fungi, Ascomycota, Leotiomycetes, Helotiales, Pleuroascaceae. The transcript is spliced from 2 exons. Gene Ontology annotation, cellular component: transcription factor TFIIH holo complex. Bases 1 to 792 code for a protein of 263 amino acids.